Messenger RNA from Bactrocera oleae (olive fruit fly), 1200 nucleotides. RefSeq lists its product as uncharacterized. The record is from RefSeq and is a predicted model, not a curated record. Lineage: Eukaryota; Metazoa; Arthropoda; Insecta; Diptera; Tephritidae.
UGCAAAUAUUGAUAAGCAUGUAUAAAAUUAGCCCAACUCCGGUUAUCGUUGCUAUAAAAAGCCGAUCCACGCCAGGGAAGUGCGAUACAUCAACGCCGUUGAACAACAAAAAGGUUGAGUGCCAACGUCAGGUUCAGUGAAUUCAACGCAAACGCAGUGUACAAAGGAAGGCAGGCGUUUUCCAAGCGGUUAAGUCCACACACAUAUAAUACUUGUAUAAGAAACAAAAUAAGCUCUACUAUGUACCACUUUAACAUCAAAAUAAUUGAACUCUUUUCGUUCGUACUACUACUCUCAUUGCAAACGAUGACUGCACGGCCGCUCAGUACUUACGACCACAAGUCAGCCACACAGCAGCCAUACGAUGCUUUGUCAAAGACGAGAGGCAGAGACCCUGUCAUGGUCACUGAGUUCCCACAUGCCGUCGAUGAGCCAAUAUUACACGAAUUGGACGCAGCUUUGAUGAAAUUGGCCAAUGUUUAUAUGCAGGCGCUUUUCUCCGGCACACACACGGCUGAGUUGGAGGCAGAGUUGGCUGCCUUGGAGCUGCGAUUCUACGAUUUGUUAGACAUGCUUUACAGGGAGGAUCGUAUGCCAGAAUAUAUGAAAUAUGAGGCCGAGGUCACGCAUCAAAUGAUUGUCUACAACUUGCUGAAGAGGCUCUUUGGCUACGCAAAGAAUGAUGAGGCCGCGUAAAAAGCUGAUGGAGGUGGCAGAGGCAAGAUAUGAAGAUCGCGUGAGCGCCAGAGCUAGCAGUAAAUAAUGGGACUCGCAAUGAUCAGCUUGCAGCUCAGCUGACUUUUCUCAAAAUAGUGGGGUUAUUGUGUCUGGCAAGAGAUCAAAUGGUGAAUGAAAUACUUUGUGCAAUAGUGGUUAUGAAAUUAGAGUUUUAAAUGUGUGCUGUGCUUCGAAAGAGAAUACAUUUAAAGAAUGCUCCUGUAACUCUUGCAAAGUCCAAGCAGUGACAUUUCUCAUAAUGCGAGUAUUUUGGUAUAAAUUAUUGUUCGAGAAUGAAAAAAUAGUAUGUACUUAUUACAGAAACACAAAUUGCAUACAAAUAAAACGCUACUGAAUCACCCCUUAAUACCCUUAAAUAAAAAUGCAGAUAUUUUUUAAAUAUUUUGAAAAUUUAUUUCCACUUUUGGUUUAUACAUCCACUCUUAAAAUACAAAUCAAGUAAUUAAUUUUUCUACUUUGCUC